AUGGCCGACGCCGCAGACGGCGGCAACGACUGGGAGCUCCUGUCGCUCACCGCGUCCGCCUACGCCGCCGCUCCAGGCCCAAUCUCGCCGCCGCCGCCGCUGCUGCUUCAGGUUGACCCGGCUGCCACGAGUGAACAGUCCCCACCGUCACCUCCUCCUCCUGCUGCAACCUUCAUGUCCCAGCACUUCAAUCUGCCGGCGGAGGAAGCGCCUGCCGGUCUUCUCAACGGUGGGCGCCAAGGGUUAGAAUUCACCCCUGCCAUGCCGCUGCUGGAUCAAGGUCUCGGCAUCCCCUGCCCAGAGAAGGACAGCUGCGCGAGCGAGACGGAAGCGCUGGGCCGUAGCCAGCCGGCAUGUUCUUCAGAUUCAGUUAUCGUCUGGGACGGCACGGGACGCAAGAUUAGUCCGUCAGCCACCUUGGAUGAAGCGGGUUCAGAUCGUACCCGCAGCGCAUCUCCUCCGCACAACCAUGUUUCUGCUGCUGCUGCUGCCGACACGGAUGAUGGCAUUGCUGUCGGGUCCGCUGCGGCUUGCCUGCCUGCUCCGGCGGCCGCGCCGCCGAGGGCCCUUUGCGAAGCGUGGUGGAGGAAGACCUUCUCGUUUAUGUGCGGCAACGCCACAGAGUCUCUUACCUUCCACUUCGUCUUCCUCGCCGACAAGCUUCAGCUCAGGCUUGAGUUAGGUGUCGACGGCAAGUUCUAA
Triticum turgidum subsp. durum (durum wheat) is the source of this 702-nucleotide messenger RNA. The record is from the annotation of a GenBank genome assembly. NCBI's taxonomy places the organism in Eukaryota, Viridiplantae, Streptophyta, Magnoliopsida, Poales, Poaceae.